This is a messenger RNA of Cryptomeria japonica (Japanese cedar), 5450 nucleotides long. RefSeq lists its product as uncharacterized. Lineage: Eukaryota; Viridiplantae; Streptophyta; Pinopsida; Cupressales; Cupressaceae. Gene Ontology annotation, molecular function: metal ion binding. Gene Ontology annotation, cellular component: nucleus. Bases 144 to 4877 code for a protein of 1577 amino acids. The record is from RefSeq and is a predicted model, not a curated record. The transcript is spliced from 11 exons.
CGCUGUACAAUCUCAAUUUCUCAAAGCAAUUUCGGAGUCGGGGAGUAACAUAAAGAGUUCUUAACAAGCUCAAUCCUACGUUACGUUGACCAAUAAGAGUAGAAGCCGUUACAUAAAUAAUUGUCUGAUAAGAAGAUAUUUGGAUGGAGGAAAGGGUUAGAGAAUUGCAGUCGCAGUGUGAUUACAGAGGGAGAAGAAGCAGCAUGAGGUACCCAUUCGAAGCAGUGGAGAAGCAUGAGUUACUUUCAAAGCAUACACAUGCUUAUCCUACGUCUGCACCCGUGCCGCUGGAACCAUGGGACCGCCAGGCUAUUCUCGAUUACAGAAACAGAGUCAAUGCUAAUUCAAAUGCCCAAGCCCACGCUCGCAGAUGUGAUGAGCAGUACCCUCGCAUGAGAGAAGGAGCACCAGCGGCUGGGUUGUUGGAGGAAGCAGAUCGCUUAAGGUGGCCCAGGCUGAGAGAUGUUUCGUCCUCUCCUUCAAGAAUUCGCAGAAAUCAAGACUAUAGAGAUUGGCGCUUCAGAGAGCAGGAGCCGAUGUUUUAUCACCAUCAGGUAUGUGCACCCUCAAACCCUAACCAUGCGCUGGAUCAAGGAAGACUAUUUCGAUUAGGUGUGGAGAAAAGAGCUAGACUAGAAGUCAAUAAUGACGAGGAGUUUCAGAUGCGCAGGAGGCCCAAAUUUCUACAGCAUGACCAUUUGCGCUUUCCUCCCACCACAGCUCCGCCUCCACCUUCACCGCCGCCUCCGCCCCCACCUCCGCCUCCACCGCUUCCUCCUUCCCUCGCUCUCCCUCCUCCUUUCCCUCUCUCUAUUCCUCCCCGAGAUGUAUAUUUGCCGUCUCCCAGGGCUAAAUGGCAGCAUGAUUUAUUUGAACACGCCCACAACGUGACGGGCAAGGGGAAGAGGGAUAGGGAUGCUGUUUCCUUUGGUCCUUCCAUUGUAGUAGGAAGAGGUUUUGACGGUUAUAUUGCAGUGGAAGAUGACUUGUCCAAAGGGGUGGAGGUGGAUGAGGAGGUGGAUAUGGAAGACAGCAGGCGCAACCUUACAUCUCUUUUGUCCGACUUGAAAGAUAAAGUAUUAGCUUCUACGCCUGGUUCAAGGGGUCCGGAGCUUUCGGAAACAAGGAAAGGAAAGCUUCAUAUCAGAGGGAGAGAUCAAAAUGUGAAUGUGGGUAAUAUGCAUUCGAAGAAAUUGAAAAACAAAAUUCCAUCAUCCACUCAGUCAAGUCAGAAAAAAGUUAAGACAAAGAAGAAUCCAGCUCAAUCUUUGUCUGCUUCUGCAUUUGUUCAAAAAGGAAAAAUGUCCCACAAUGGAUCCUUCUCUCAUUUACUAGAGCCAGCCCCACACGGUGAGCAGUCGUCUGAAACUAAAUGUGAGAGGAGCACAGCAGAUCUUUCUGUUGUUUUCAGACGCAGUGGCAUGGUUGCACAGGAGGUUGUCAGUUCCCUAGACAAUAAUUGGCGUGACUACACGGGAACAAAGUCUUUUGCUUCAAAAGGAUUGAUUCCACAGGAAGACCUUGAAGAGGAAGAAGGCGAGAUCAAAAGUGCAGAGAGUUAUGAUGCUUUGUAUGAAGAGAAGAGGUUGAAGGACCAUCAGAAUGUGGAUUCUCAAUUAAAAACCAAGUCUAUGAAUCUGCCUUCAGAAACUAUUUCAUCUGAAAAAGAUUUGAUCAUACAAGGAGAUUCAACUGAGCCACCUUGUUAUUUAGGGGGAGUAGACAUUGGGACUACAUCGGCAGUACAGUCUCAGGAAAGAUUUGUUCCUGAAUGCAACUAUUUUUCAUUGGACGGCAGGGGAAGUGAUAGUCCAGCUACUCUAAUAGCUAAUCCUUCUGAUUGUGGACAACCCACUGCGGAAUCUAUAUCGACUUGCAUGACACACUUAAAGCAACACAAUAGCUUGUCUAUUAAUGCUCCCUCCGAGCCCAAACUAACUUCAAGAGUCAUGCAGGAGGGUAGCUACCAAGAUAUAUCUUUGACAUCAUUAGCAUGCAAAGCUAUUGACAAAUUGGAUGAUAAGGAAAGACUGCAGAAGAAGUUGAAAUUUGAGCAAACUGAAAAACCGGCCUUAAAUGAUAACGUAAGAUUAGAAGAGCCUCUUUUGACAUCUUCUGUUUUGCAAGCUCACACUGACGUAAUGGAAUCACAAGGACCUGUAACUAGGGAUCAAGUGUUGGCAAAUAUAACGCUGAGAUCAAAUUUAUCUUAUCAAUCAUCAGGGGUGUAUCAAAUUCAAAGCUCACAACUGGAAAAGAAAUCCUCUCAAAGUACUAUAUCAUUACCUACUUUGCCUCAAAGCAGGCUUUCUAUUUCUAGCCCACCGACUAAAGCCAAAGUGGUGGCAAGUUCAGUUCUUGCUGGAAGGUCUCGAACCUGGCAUCGGACUGAUAAUGUACCGAGUUCUUCUUUAUUGGUUAGACCUCAUGUUAUUCAUAAUGAUACUACUUCAGUAGUGCAGGAUGUGGCUAAGAUGGAGAAAUCCCAAUCUGCUGCUUAUGUUCGCAAGGGAAAUAGUCUUGUGAGGGCCCCUUGUCCUCCCAUGGGUUUGUCUUGUACAAAAUCAAGUUUUGCUGGUUCAUUGAAUACCGGCAAGAGAUCAACACUAAAAUCUUCUCCUUUGAAAGGUAUGUCAGCAACAGGAGAUAUAAGCAAUGUUGUACCUGGUUUGGGCAGUAGUAUUGGGUCCAGUGGGUUGCCUUCUACAACAGCAUUUAGGGUUUCCACCCCUGCUUUCGAGAGACCUACUACUCCACCCGUAGUGCCAGCUGCCAAAUCACCAGUCUGCAUUUCUGUUUCUCCCGAGUCUUUAGUUCCUGCAUCGAUAUCAGGCACUCCAACUGAAGUACAUGUGGUGACCACUGGUGCACAAGGCGAAGAUUGUAAGACUAAUAGUAAAAGUGAUCUAAGUGCGACCAACAAUUUAUUUGAAAGCCUAAUGGGCGAUCCAUCACUGUUUAAAAGAAAUCAGAAUGAAGAUCACAUUGAGAAUGCCCUAGCAGCUCAAAUGAUGCCUGUGAAUUGGAAGUCAAACCAGUUGAUUGCAGAUUCAACGUAUAAAAAACAGGGUUCAGUAGCAUCUAUUGGUGGAGGUGUCCAUUUGCCACCAAAUUGCCUGGUGCAGGAUCGAUACUAUAAGAGAAAGAAGAAUCAGCUUGUUAGAAGCAAUUUGCCAAUGGACAGAAAAAUAAUUAAGUCACUAGAGGCUCCUAAUGUAAGUUCUUUGGAUACAGAGUUGGAGGUUCCAACACUGAAAGAUCAACGGCGAAUGACAUUCAUUCAAACAAAGCUUGGCAGAGUUUUGAAGCAGAAGAAACAUUGGACUUCACAGUCGUCAUGGGUAUGGACGCUUGAUGAAGCAGAGACAUCUAAUACACCUCUUUUGCAGUCAAGAAGGGUGGCACCUUUGCUUUGUCCUUGGAAAAGACCAACUUAUGGAAAGUCAGGUCUUGUGGGAAAACUCAAAGCUGUACCAAGUAUCAGUAAAGGUUCCUCUCUUUCUCUAAUAAGGAAGAAGUUGAAGCGUCUCCAGAAGAGGGAUACUGUUUACACGAAAUCACUUAAUGGUUUCUCAUUACAUAGAUCAGGUGUUUUGAGUCUUGGAGGAUCUAAUCUGAAAUGGACAAAGUCUAUUGAGAAACGCUCAAAACAGGCUAGUGAGGAAAUAACAAUGGCAGUGGCAGCCACAGAGAAGAAGAAAAGGGAGGCAAAGGCUGUUGGUGAUGUUAUUACUUCUGCUUCCCAGGAAAAUGCAGUUAGACGGUCUUUUAAGCCAUCUCAAGGAAUCAAAUUACGUGCCCGCAAGUCAAAACAAGCAACAGAGCGUAUCCUCCAAGUUGGUUUGUUUGGGUAUAAGAUGGAUCCAUCUAAGCGCACGCUUCAGAUGAUACCUGCUGAAAAGUCAUCAUCUAGUUUCAAUACAUCAAUGGCAAGACAAACAAUGGAUACAUCAAAACUUUUUGCUCUGAAGGGUGUAACUAUUGGUGAUGACGAAUAUUUGAGGGUAGGGAAUGGAAAUAAACUAGUUAGGGAUCCAAAGAAAGUAUGCCGUGUUCUGGCCAGUGAGAAAGUUAGAUGGAGUUUGCACACUGCAAGGCGUCGUUUGGCUAAAAAACAACAGUACUGCCAAUUUUUUACACGCUUUGGUAAAUGCAAUAAGGAUGAUGGAAAAUGCCCUUAUAUUCAUGAUCGGGAAAAGAUAGCUGUAUGCACAAAAUUCCUCAAGGGCAACUGCUCUAAUGGAAGCUGCGAUUUGACUCAUAAGAUCAUUCCAGAGCGCAUGGAAGAUUGCUCAUUUUUUCUGCAAGGUUUUUGUACCAAUGAGAAUUGCCCUUACAGACAUGUAAAUGUCAAUCCUAAGGCACCUGUUUGUGAUGGAUUUCUGAAGGGUUACUGUGCUGAAGGAGAUAAGUGCAAUAAAAAGCACACACAUGUAUGCCCUCAGUAUGCUGCAACAGGAGAGUGUCCAGAAAGGUUAUCUUGCAAGCUCCAUCACCCAAAGAAGAAAGAUAAGCCCAAAGGUUCAAGCAAGCGCAAGAGUGGUAAUAUUGCCAAAAGACGCUACUUUGUAGCAGAUGAUAUGGGUAUAAGUGAAUUGGCAUCUAAGUUGUUCAGGUUGCUUUCUGAAGAGCAAAUAGCACUCGAUACUCCACCAAGGACACCUGAGUGUGUUGAAUUUAUCAGUUUAGAUGCAUCAGAGGAAGGUGUUGAUGAUAUUAACUUAGCCAAUGGUGCUAUGUCUUCCAUGACAAGAUCAGAAACUGAUUUAUUUAGCAAUGGUGGAUUACCUGUUGAUGACAUUGAUAUGAUGAUUAAACCAGUUCGUUUGCUGCGGAAAGAGCAAGCAGUCAAUAUAUCUAUGGGCCAAGGAAGUUAAGCGUUAUGUAAGCAAAUAAUGAAUUGCAGCUGAUUUUCUCCAGGAUGGUUGAACUUCCUAUGCAAGUGAUUGCUUUUGUUGUAGUGGAUUUUCUUAAAAGUCCAAAUUAAGUCAGCUUUGAUGCAGUGUCCUGACAGGAGUUAUGUAAUUUAUUGAUUUUUCUAGGAGAAAUUUUGGAACGCUUUCUCCCAAGUUUAAAAGCAUUUUUUCUUCAAAUUCUGUCUUGAAUGCUUUCAGCUAUUCAACAGGAUUUUGAACUGAAUAACUAGAUGGGCUGACAAUCUACUGAAAAGAUAAUUUCAGAAGUUAGCCUUGCUCGAAAUUAGGACUUCUCUGUUACUCAAAUCCAUGUGACUUAAAUGGGAAAGAACACGGGCUUUGGUACGAAGAGAAUGCAUUUUAAAUACCUUAUGCAAAGGUUUAGACCACCUGUUGGAGCAGCAUUCUACUGAUCAAAUGUUGAAAUGCCUGAAAUUUUUUCUUGCAGAUGCAUGUCAAGGUUCUUUAGUUGUUAAUGUAUGUUUAGCAUUAUGCAUAUCACUGAGGAAAUAGAGAAACAUUUUUUUAGGUUCA